Messenger RNA from Exaiptasia diaphana, 916 nucleotides. RefSeq lists its product as uncharacterized. Lineage: Eukaryota; Metazoa; Cnidaria; Anthozoa; Actiniaria; Aiptasiidae. The record is from RefSeq and is a predicted model, not a curated record. Bases 39 to 857 code for a protein of 272 amino acids. The transcript is spliced from 7 exons.
GUGCGCUAACAUUGCCACUGCUCUUCGACAACUUCAUAAUGUUGAAACACAGUGUUUCAGUUAUUUGGAUUGCGAUCAGUUUCUUUGCAUCACAUGCUAUAGCGUUUGGGGACCAAUCCCAAGAUCCUUGUAUGCGCAAUGUCUGGUCAUGCAGUAAGUGCUACGCGAACAUGAAAAAGGGAUUCUGCACGCAMAGGAAUAAAGUGCAUGAAAUGAAGAUGAAUUGCGCGAGCAUGUGUGGAUAUUACUGUUCCAAUGGGAAAAUGGCCAGUGGACCUUUUAAUCAAGGUUGUAAAGGAGAGGACCAAUGCUUCAGUCGCGAUCGACUAAACCACGUGAUGAUAGCCAAAUAUAACAUAACCAAAGACUCCUGUUAUGGUCUGAAGAAAUCCCUCACACCGUCCAAUGGAAAUAAUUUGCCACCAKCUUGGAUGAAGUAUCAUUGUGAGACGACUUUUGACUGGUGCUGUCCCGAUAAAAAAACGUUUGCUGAUGGACCUGAUCURCAGAAUUGCCCAUAUAAAUUAUGCUAUAAUGUGUACAGUGAUGUUUACUGUSGGAAUAUGAUCCAAUAUUGCGAUGAACCAACCUACGACAUUGCCAAAAAAUGUGCAUGGAGCUGCAACAUCUGCAAGGCCCCAAGUCCCCCAAUGUGUGGUCCUUAUCGAUGCUGUUGGAACGGAAAGCCCCCAAUAAUAUCCAACAAACCAAAUGGGAAAAUGUGUCCACCUUGUGCAGAUUUGGCUAGCUCUCAUAUUUGCACUCAGUUUUUAAGAGGAUGUAACACUGGUCAGAUACGCCUUCGUACGUAUAUGCAGAAUAACUGUUAUCGAACGUGCAACCCUGGUUGUAAUUAGGUCGAUCUACUGUAAUGGAAACCCGAAGACAAGAAUUACACGUAGCGACAAGUGAUUAU